Messenger RNA from Cyprinus carpio (common carp), 2105 nucleotides. Its product is annotated as somatostatin receptor type 2. NCBI's taxonomy places the organism in Eukaryota, Metazoa, Chordata, Actinopteri, Cypriniformes, Cyprinidae. Gene Ontology annotation, biological process: regulation of insulin secretion; cellular response to glucocorticoid stimulus; neuropeptide signaling pathway. Gene Ontology annotation, molecular function: neuropeptide binding; somatostatin receptor activity. The record is from RefSeq and is a predicted model, not a curated record. Gene Ontology annotation, cellular component: neuron projection; membrane.
AAGCUUGUUUUUCCUCCAAGCUUAUGCUGAAAUUUCUUCAAAGACCAACUGGGGAAGUUCUCGAGAUGGGAAAAUAAACCAGCUUCAAGGACAAGGUGGAUGCAAACCUGUGGAGAUCAAGAACUAAUUUUGGCAAGAUCUAAUGCAUUUGAACGUCUGCAUGGACUACAAACUGUUUUUUUCCAGAAGUUUCAGAAAGAUCUAAUACAUUUGAACUUCUGCAAGAAUUACAAACUAUAUUUUUCCAGAAAUUUCAGCAAGUUACAAUACUUCAUUAAAACUUCUCUUGCUAGGACCACAAACCAUUUUUGACAUUUUGGCAAGUUCUAACACAUUUGAACGUCUUCAUGGACUACAAACUGUUUUUUUUUUUCCAGAAAUUUCAGAAAGAUCUAAUACAUUUGAGCUUCUGCAAGGAUUGUUUUUGACCAGAACAUUUGUCAAGUUCUAAUACGAUUCAACUUCUGCAAGGAUUAAAAACCAUUUUUGACCAGAAAUUUUGGCAAGAUCUGAUGCAUCUGAACUCCUGCAAGAAUUACAAACUAUAUGACUAUACAAGCCAUUUUUGAAAUUUCUUCAAGAUCUAAGACAUCUAAUCUUCUCCUCCAAGAACUACGAACCGUUUCAGACCAGAAAUGGAAACCUCAAAACCUUUGGGAAUGUUUUACGACAACGUUUCGAUUCUAGAUCUGGACAGCACUGCGAUAAACAACGUCUACAUCCGGGAGGACUUCGAUGCUUUCAGCGUCACCGUGGCCGUCCUGUACCUGGCCGUGUGCAUUGUGGGAUUGGCCGGGAACUCGCUGGUCAUUGUCACCAUUCUGAAACUGGACAAAAUGUCUUCGGCGACCACCGUCUACAUUUUCAACUUGGCUUUGGCGGAUGGCCUCUUCAUGGUGGGACUCCCGUUCAUCGCCAUCCAAAACUUCCAGGACCAGUGGAUCUUCGGAGAUGCUGUUUGUAAGCUGGUUAUGGUUCUGGAUGGCAUCAAUCAGUUCACAAGCGUGUUCUGCUUAACGGUGAUGAGCGUUGAUCGCUAUAUGGCUCUGGUAGACCCGCUGCGGUUUGCUCGCUGGCGGACGCCGCGACGGGCGAAGAUCAUCGCCACAUUAAUGUGGUUUAUCUCUCUGUUUCCAGUGCUUCCGAUGGCUAUUAACUUUUCUGCCACCUAUGGUUUGUGCACCGUUGACCCUCAUGUUGCAUCUGACUCCUGGUGGUUGGCCUUUCUUAGCUACACAUUCGUACUGGGCUUCGCCUUGCCGUUCACCAUAAUGAUCGUGUUUUACACCGCACUUCUAGUGACUCUGAGAAACUCCAGACAGCCAGCGUCUUCAAUGGAAAGUCACAGGUUUGAGAAACAGGUUACUAAGAUGGUGGUGGCGGUUGUUUCGGUGUUUGGCAUCUGCUGGCUGCCGUUCUACGUCUUCAACUUUUGCUCUCUGUACCUAAUAGACCCGACGCUCGAUUUCACGCGUGGCUUUGAGUUUGUGGUGCUGCUGUCGUACUCGUGGAGCUGCGCCAAUCCAAUACUGUAUGCAUGUUUGUCGGAAACCUUUCGAAGGCAUUUCCACGCCCUCCUUUGCCCUCAGAAAAGCUCACGGACACACUGUGACAGAGACACCGAGGGCUUUGUUUUGCAUGACACCAACGUACAAAGCAUGUAAACAAAUGUGUGUGUCUUUGUUUUAAAUAUUUAGAAGGGUUUGUGUUGCAGUGCAUAAACAGACAAUCUUUGCUUCUGUGCAAUGGAGAAAAAGACAUGAGCAGACUGAGACGUGAUAAGUGGCGAGUGAAAGUGGAUAACUCACACUGUGCUGCAGCAAUGUUAUUUCACCACAAACGCAAAGUUGCUUGGUUUCCAUGCAAAGGAAGGGCCGUGUUGUAAGGAUGAUUAUGCAAUUUCUGCCCUCCUGUACAAGUGCUGUCAAACUGAUUGUGGACUUCGGGAUGAUGUCAUGGUUGUCAUGGCAUCCAGCUUGGACCAAAUAUUUGAGGAUUUUUGUGUGACUGUUACUGAAUGACACAUGAAAAAGGAUUGUGGCUGGGAAAUAGUUGAUAAAUAUGAUGUUAAUGGCCAGCAUUAUUUUAAAUAACCAUGUGUUAUU